Molecule: messenger RNA, 1972 nt
Organism: Fukomys damarensis (Damara mole-rat)
Lineage: Eukaryota; Metazoa; Chordata; Mammalia; Rodentia; Bathyergidae
Gene: Slc66a3
Product: solute carrier family 66 member 3
Exons: 7
Source: RefSeq, a predicted model, not a curated record
GGUCUCAGCCUCCCGAGCUUGCUGCUCGAGCUGGCGGGGUUCCUGGUCUUCCUCCGCUACCAGUGUUACUACGGGAGCCCAGUGAUCACCUACCUAGAGUACCCCAUCCUCAUCGCACAAGAUGUCGUCCUCCUACUCUGCAUCUUUCAUUUUAAUGGGGAUGUGAAACAGGUUGCACCGUACCUGGCUGUAUGCCUGUUGUCUUGGUUCAUCCUCGGCUUGCAUAAGGGGGCCAUCGACCUGGCCAUGAACCUGUGCACACUGGUCAGCGCAGCCAGCAAGUUUAUGCAGCUCCAGUACCUGUGGAAGACCCAGGACUCGGGCACUGCCAGUGCGCUCAGCUGGGGCCUCUCUGCCUACACCAGUGCAGCGAGAAUAAUAACAACUUCCAUGACCACCAAUGACCUGACAGUUCUCAUCCGUUUUGUGAUCAUGCUGGCCUUAAACAUCUGGGUGACAGCGACAGUGCUGCAGUACCGGAAGCCGGCCGCCAAGACCGACUGACAGCGCGGCGCCGCUGAGCAGAGCCUUCGGCCACUCUGGAAUGUGAAGCCAGAGGGUUUUGGACUCACAAGGCCCCUUAAGCGCGCGUUGUAAAUGUCAAUCUCUGUCUGCACCGCCUCUGCUAGGGGUCACACCAGGCUCACACGCCCAGGGUCUGCACCAAGCUCCAGCCCUCGCUCGCUCUCACGGUGCCUGCAUCCUCUGGCUCCAGCACGCGCCAUGUGACGAGGACUGGCCCGGGGGCAGCGCCGGGCAAAGCCCUGGGGUCCGGGAUGCACUCCACGUGUCCCUGGCUUCACUUCACCUCUGAGCCUCGAGGGCUUCUCUGAGAACUGCUGCUAAGCCCUGUUCUUCUCUUAUUAUUGUUAGGAAAUUCUGUUUUCAUAAAAAUGCCCACCAGAGGAGUCCUAACAAGGCUCCGGGUGCAAUGACUGGGCAGGAGAGCAGCUCAGCCGGCCACACCGAGCGAGGAAGGCGCAGUGCGGCCUGGAAGGGCCUCGCCCACACGUGGCGUCACAGACUGGGCACCAAACACCAGGUCUCAGCUACUGAAAUACGGGAUUUUACUCUUAGCAUCGUAUCUCAUUCUAAACUUGAUCUUAACAUUAUUGUACAGCGUUAUCCCCUAAAACAUUAUAAAUUUAACAUUUAAGCAAAGUGAAUUAUUCCAUCAUAUACAGGAAAUGGACCACAUGUUUAGUUUCCCAUAUAAAACUUUCAUAUUUUAACUGAGGCUGUCAAUGAUUUUAAAUUAUGUAUGUAAGGUAUGUUUUCAGUAAACUGGCUAAUUCCUUUAGUAUUGCUUGGGACUAACAGGAAGAACAAUGCAGUAUCUAAAAAGAAUUACUCAUUUUAUGUAGUUGUUUCAUUCACAGUUGUCAUUUACAAAAACCCAAGUGAAUCUUUUUUUUCGUCAACACUAACGACCAUCGGCACAGACUGUGCACCCUGUCCGCCCCUCCAGUGCCUGCCUGCCGUGGCACAACAGCCGUGACAGGAGCCUGGGGCCCCGAGUGCACCCUAGGAACCGGCCACCUUCGCCAACUCCAGGCACAGUUUUAGGUCUGACUGCAGGUACCCAGGUGGACACAGGUCCUGGCUGAGACCCAACACUGCAGUUUUCAUGAUCUCAUGACCCCACCUGCAAUCAGAAGCCCAAGCCUUCCUCACAAGACCAGCCCAUCUUGUUUUGUUUCGGUUUUUUGAGACCGGGUUUUACAAUGUAGUUCAGGCUGGUCUUGACCUCACUACAAAGUCCAGGGUGGCCUCAAACUUGAUAAUCCUCCUGCGUUAGCCUCCUGAGGGCAGGGAUCACAGGCGUGCGCCACCACGCCUUCCCAUCUUUUCUUUCAGGAAAGACAAAUCUUUUGGUGAACUUGUGAAAGCUGCAGAAUUCUAGGACUAUUUCAUAGGAAAAGUAUGAAAAUAUUUACAUCUUUAUUUCUUUUAUUUACUUUUUUAUAAAAAG